This is a messenger RNA of Hippopotamus amphibius kiboko, 1526 nucleotides long. It is a transcript of the gene DNAJA1, whose product is annotated as DnaJ heat shock protein family (Hsp40) member A1. Gene Ontology annotation, molecular function: ATP binding; Hsp70 protein binding. Gene Ontology annotation, cellular component: cytoplasm; cytosol. The transcript has 9 exons. The record is from RefSeq and is a predicted model, not a curated record. Lineage: Eukaryota; Metazoa; Chordata; Mammalia; Artiodactyla; Hippopotamidae. The coding region runs from base 168 to 1361 and encodes 397 amino acids. Gene Ontology annotation, biological process: response to heat; protein refolding.
ACGCGCCCGGGCUCGGCUACAAAAGACCACGGCUGCGGCGCGCCGAGCGGAACUUUCCAGAACGCUCUGGGAGACACGGAGGAGCGGUGGCUGCCCGAGCUGCGCACAGCGACGCGCUCCUUCUCGCUCCCCUACACUGGCAGCAGCCCGCUCACCGGCUGUAGAAAAUGGUGAAAGAAACCACUUACUAUGAUGUUUUGGGGGUCAAACCCAAUGCCACCCAAGAAGAAUUGAAAAAGGCUUACAGGAAACUGGCCUUGAAGUACCACCCUGAUAAGAAUCCAAAUGAAGGAGAGAAGUUUAAACAGAUUUCUCAAGCUUAUGAAGUGCUCUCUGAUGCAAAGAAAAGGGAAUUAUAUGACAAAGGAGGAGAACAGGCAAUUAAAGAAGGUGGAGCAGGUGGCGGUUUUGGUUCCCCCAUGGACAUCUUUGAUAUGUUUUUUGGAGGAGGAGGCAGGAUGCAGAGAGAAAGGAGAGGUAAAAAUGUCGUACAUCAACUCACAGUAACUUUAGAAGACCUAUAUAAUGGUGCAACAAGAAAACUAGCUCUGCAAAAGAACGUGAUUUGUGACAAAUGUGAAGGCCGAGGUGGUAAGAAAGGAGCAGUAGAGUGCUGUCCCAAUUGCCGAGGUACUGGAAUGCAAAUAAGAAUUCAUCAGAUAGGACCUGGAAUGGUUCAGCAAAUUCAGUCUGUCUGCAUGGAGUGCCAGGGCCAUGGGGAGCGGAUCAGUCCUAAAGAUAGAUGUAAAAGCUGCAAUGGAAGGAAGAUAGUUCGAGAGAAGAAAAUUCUAGAAGUUCAUAUUGACAAAGGCAUGAAAGAUGGCCAGAAGAUAACAUUCCAUGGUGAAGGAGACCAAGAACCAGGACUGGAGCCAGGAGAUAUUAUCAUUGUUUUAGAUCAGAAGGACCAUGCUGUUUUUACUCGACGAGGAGAAGACCUUUUCAUGUGUAUGGACAUAAAGCUGGUUGAAGCAUUGUGUGGCUUCCAAAAGCCAAUAUCUACCCUUGACAACCGAACUAUAGUCAUCACUUCUCAUCCAGGUCAGAUUGUCAAGCAUGGAGAUAUCAAGUGUGUGCUAAAUGAAGGCAUGCCAAUUUAUCGUAGACCAUAUGAAAAGGGUCGCCUAAUCAUUGAAUUUAAGGUAAACUUUCCUGAGAAUGGCUUUCUUUCCCCUGAUAAACUCUCUUUGCUGGAAAAACUCCUACCUGAGAGGAAGGAGGUGGAAGAGACUGAUGAAAUGGACCAGGUAGAACUAGUGGACUUUGACCCGAAUCAGGAAAGACGGCGCCAUUACAAUGGGGAAGCCUAUGAGGAUGAUGAGCACCACCCUCGGGGCGGGGUUCAGUGUCAGACCUCCUAAUGGGGCUGCUGCAUGGCACUCGCUGCUGGCGUUUUAUUUGCAGUAGUGAUUGAGUGAAGGACUAUAAUCAUAAUACGCUCACUACUUGCUAUUGUUUUGUUUAAAUAUUCAAUUAUAGUAGUGUUUUAAAAGUUAAAUGAAGAAUAAACUCAAAUAUAAAAGCUC